ACAGUCGCCGAGUGGGCGGAGCGACGGGAGAAGGACGCGUCUGUCUCUGUGACAGUAUGUUUCGACAGUGAUCGGGAAGUGAGGAGGCCGAGAUGUAUACGUGCCGAGAGGAGCUGCGGGCCCGCCUGAACGACGGCGAGUACACCAACUGGCUGAAAGCGGGACGCUGCCUGCUCAUCCUGAAGAGCGGCCUGCUCCCCUUCGCCAGCCAGCACAUGAGAGAGUUCCACGGGGCCCUGCUCCGCGGCGACCCGCUGCUGCGGAGGCGCUGCGAGACGGACGCGUGCAGACCGAGAGGCAACAAGCUCUCCUGUGCAUGCAGGGUGUGCACUUGGUGGCAGACGGCGAUCAUGAGACACCACCGGCAACCGGGCAGCACCGUGAACUGGGACAACUGUUGCCCCCCGUCAUGGAGAACAGACUACUGGGAGGUGGCCAAGGCCUACAUGCCCAGAGGUCAGGGGAAAGUGAAGGGGGCAGAUCAGUGUGACGCCUCUGCCCUGCUCAACCUCAUCAACUGCUGCGACCGUUUCCAGUCUGUGGAUCCAAAAUUAGUGAGAGAGGUGAUCCGGUACAGGAAUGAGUUGAUGCAUUCUUGUGAGUUCCGUAUGAAAGAUGACUGGAUGAGACGUUACCAGAAGACUCUGAAACACUUUGUGCUGCAGUUCAGCCACGUACCACAGAUGGCAACAGCUUCACAAGAGAUAGAUGAGAUGCUGACCGUUGAUUUGUCAGUGUGUGUCUCUGGUUCGGACCGACUGGACGGAUUAAAGUUCGAUGCUGUCCACGAAUCGGCGACCGCCGACCACCCAAUCAGCCAAUGGGAAGCCGAGUUGCUACAAGAGAGGCUGCAGGAGUUACUGCAUGUCGACGAUGACGAUGCAAAGACACGGGACACUGAGCAGUUGAAGAGCCUUGGCGCUUUCCUGCGGUUCAACAGUGAUUUGGGCAUAAGGUUUUCUGCUGAGCUUCAGACCAUCGACUCACUGCUGGCCAGACAAUAAGGAGGAGGAAGACGUGAAAAGGAGAACGAGGAGCAAAUUGAACACUAUGCAUUUUUAUUUUUUUUUAUCUUGAAACAGAUCUGGGUCUAAAUUGAAAUUAAAGAUCUUGGCAUUCGUCA
This is a messenger RNA of Scophthalmus maximus (turbot), 1123 nucleotides long. RefSeq lists its product as uncharacterized. The record is from RefSeq and is a predicted model, not a curated record. The coding region runs from base 93 to 1004 and encodes 303 amino acids. Lineage: Eukaryota; Metazoa; Chordata; Actinopteri; Pleuronectiformes; Scophthalmidae. The transcript is spliced from 6 exons.